This is a messenger RNA of Penicillium nucicola, 1209 nucleotides long. Its product is annotated as TauD/TfdA family dioxygenase. The transcript has 4 exons. The record is from RefSeq and is a predicted model, not a curated record. Gene Ontology annotation, molecular function: oxidoreductase activity. The coding region runs from base 1 to 1209 and encodes 402 amino acids. NCBI's taxonomy places the organism in Eukaryota, Fungi, Ascomycota, Eurotiomycetes, Eurotiales, Aspergillaceae.
AUGUCUGCUACUGAGACCAUCACCAAGCCUGUCCAGCCGGAUAUUCAGUAUCAUCCAGAAUACGAGAAAUACAAAGAGCGUACACGUCGUCGCAAGGAGAAUGAGAAUCUACAGACCACCCUACCUGCUGGGUUCCCCCAGCAGCUCGUAUCACCGCUAGUCUGGGAAGGCAAGGAUGUCGAGAAGCGGGAUGACUGGAUCUAUCAGUUGAACGAUGAUCAGUUGGAUGAGAUAGAUACAGCGCUGAAGAGUUUCAAAGCCCUCAACCUCCCUCUGGGGCAUAUCAACCAGUCAACCUUCGCUCUACCGAGCCUCCGACCCCUCCUGCGAGAACUGUCAAAGGAAAUCCAUAAUGGCCGAGGAUUCGUGGUUCUACGAGGCCUACGUAUAGAUGAUUACUCCCGCGAAGACAAUAUCAUCAUCUACACCGGAGUAUCCUCUCACAUCGGAAGUAUACGCGGGCGCCAACAGGAUACCCGACUAGCCAAUGGCACUUCGCCCGUGAUAUCGCAUAUCAAAGACUUAACCAGCACGACCGAGCGAGGACAGAUUGGCGCGCCAUCCAACACAGCCGACAAGCAAGUCUUCCACACCGAUGCCGGGGAUAUCAUAUCCCUGCUAUGUCUUAACCGAGCCGCGGAAGGAGGCGAGAGCUACCUGUCUAGUAGCUGGCACGUCUAUAACAUCCUGGCGAAAGAGCGACCGGAUCUCAUCCAUACGCUGUCGCAAGACUGGCCAGUUGAUGGUUUCAACAAUCCGUCCAAGCCCUAUACCCUCCGCCCUUUGCUGUAUCACCAACCAGCCACGGCAAACACGCCAGAGCGCGUCCUGAUCCAAUACGCUCGCAGAUACUUCACUGGCUUCCUGGCUCAGCCCCGAUCCAAGGAUAUUCCUCCGAUCUCAGAAGCUCAAGCCGAGGCACUCGAUGCGAUGCACUUCUUGGCCGAAGAGCACAGAGCUUCCCUCGAUUUUCAGAAGGGGGAUGUUCAGUAUGUGAAUAAUCUGAGCAUUUUCCAUGCUCGCAAUGGAUUUAGAGAUGAGCCCGGUCAAGAACGCCAUCUCUUGAGACUUUGGCUACGUGAUCCCGAGCAUGCAUGGGAAACACCUGGGCAGCUUCAGCAUCGCUGGGAUACAGUUUUCAAGGAUGUUGCGGAGGAUGAGCAGACAUUCCCAUUGGAGCCCGCUAUUCGCAAGAAUAUCGGGUCUUGA